Messenger RNA from Fundulus heteroclitus (mummichog), 3155 nucleotides. Its product is annotated as zinc finger protein 135. Gene Ontology annotation, cellular component: nucleus. The record is from RefSeq and is a predicted model, not a curated record. The transcript has 4 exons. Gene Ontology annotation, biological process: regulation of transcription by RNA polymerase II. The coding region runs from base 714 to 2360 and encodes 548 amino acids. Gene Ontology annotation, molecular function: DNA-binding transcription factor activity, RNA polymerase II-specific; RNA polymerase II cis-regulatory region sequence-specific DNA binding. Lineage: Eukaryota; Metazoa; Chordata; Actinopteri; Cyprinodontiformes; Fundulidae.
AGGCGCGCCGCUCCGUGCCGCAGCAGCGUCGGUGUGCGCCAAUCUGCCGCCGCCGCGCCACGGCUGAGAUGUGACAGAGGUGCGGCAGGAACCACCGACUCAGAGCAGCGAACGGGACCGAACCAGGGGAACAGAACCGGUCCAGCUUGAACAGUAAGUGCAGCUGGUUCCGGCAGCAACGUCGCUCUCUGCUGUUAGGACGCGCGGUGGGAAACGCGCGCUCGGGGGCGCGGCGCGCCAGAUUAGGUUCGGUCUGGUUGUUGGUGCAGAACCCAGGAACCCAGGAGCCUCAGCGGGGCUGUUAGCAGCUCCCGACGGUCGGAACCCGGCCGGUACCGCGCUGCACGGUACCGCUGCUACGGAAACGUCAGCCGCGGCACCGAGGCCCAAAUUCCUCCCGCCCCGCUCUUCCUCCUCCACCUUCUCCUUCUCCUGCGGUGUAGACUCCCUUCCACUGGCUCCUCACCUUCUUCUCCUCCUCCUGAGAGACCAACCUGCUGCAGGCCAGGUGACCAGAAGUGACGUCAUAGAGCAGGUGAAGCUUUAGCAGUUUAAACCGUGAGGAGAAGACAGCCAGUCCAGCUCAGGGAGGUCAGCAGGCCUCCCUCCAUUCUCACAGGUGGAGGAGAACCAGGAGAACCACUCAUGCAUGGAGAGCUCAGACCAGGAUUCAAACCCACAACCCAGCAGUGCUACAGGCCGACACUUCCUGGAUGAAUCAGCAGAGAGGAGCUCAGCUCAGGUCUCUCUUCCGGUCGUCUCGACCAUUUAAUCCUUCCUCUCGGAGCUCCGUGUCCCGGCGGCGGCUUCCUGUUAUUGUCACGGCCCGCUCCGGUGGAUCUCCCUGUUUAACGGCGGAAUCUCGCGCCUCCUCCUGGCCUUUCCUCCUGCGGGACGCGGCGGGCGCCAUGGAGGACUCGGAGACGGAGCUGACGGUGUCGGAGGCGGACGCUCUGGGCGCGGACUUCAUCACGGUGGAGCUGGACACGCAGCCCAUCGAGUACGUGGUGAAGUGGGCCGAGGUGGGCUCCAAGUUCACCAUCUCCUGCGUGAAGAAGGACUCUGAGGAGGCGGAGCUGACGGCGGACCAGCUGAAGAUGGAGGCCGACGAGGCCUUCUUCGCCCCCUACGAGGAGGUCUACCCCUGCGAGGUGACGGAGCAGAGCGUGGAGAUAAAGACCGACUCCGACGACGAGGAGGAGGAGGAGGAGGACGACGAAGAGGAGGCCCAGGUGCUGCUGGAGCCGGGCGGCCCGCCGGACGGCGAGGCGGACCUGGACCAGGACUACUACGAGCCGGAGGGCCGCCAGUACCGCUGCAACUACUGCGGCAAGAGCUACAGCCACGCCUCCAGCCUGUACCGGCACCAGCAGACCCAUACGGGCAAGACGGGGGGCCCCGUGGUGCCCAAGAGGACGCUGGGGCCCGCCCACCAGGACGCCCGCUACACCUGCACCCACUGUGGCAUGAGCUUCAAAGGCAGCAGGAUGCUGGGCAGCCACCUGCGGCUCCACGGGAAGCGGCGCAUCCACCCCUGCAACAUCUGCGGUAAGGAGUUCAACCACAGCUCCAGCCUGUCUCGCCACCGCCUCAUCCACAAGAAGGGCAAGGGCCUCGCCAAGGGCCCCGCCCCGCCUGGCCCCGCCCCUCCUGGCCUGGCCCCGCCCACCGCCCCGCCCCCCGCCCUGCGCCACACGCUCAAGGUCGGCGCCAAGAGCAAGAAGGCCCGGAAGCAGCAGCAGCAGCAUGUGGCCACCGCCAUCAUCCAGAGCCCUGCGGGGGGGGCGGGGGGGGCGGGGGGGGGGGAUAAGUUCUACGCCUGCCCGCAGUGCGACAUGAGCUUCAGGACGUCCACGCUGCUCUCCAAGCACCAGGUGAGCCACGUCAAGGAGCUGCUGGACAGCUACACGCCCGGCAAGGAGAACCUGGGCGAGAGCUCGUCCGACCUGAAGAUACGCCUCAAGCUCUGCUCCCGCGACAAGCCCAACUUCUACACGCUGUGCAAGAAGAACCGGCGCCGCCGGGGGGGGCGGCCCCCCAAGCGCGCCGCCGAGGACGCCGCCGCCGCCAGGGGAGCCGCACGCCACGCCUGCGACCAGUGCGGGAAGAGCUUCGGCCACGCCUCCAAGCUGGUCCGGCACCGGCAGACGCACGGCGCCGCCGCCGGCCCGCCCAAGCUCCUCCACGCCAAGUCCGGGCCGGGCGGCGCCAAGACCAAGACCUACAUGUGCGCGGCGUGCAACAAGACCUUCGUGCACUCCUCCAGCUUCUCCCGCCACAAGAAGGCCCACCUGCUGGCCGCCACCAAGAGCCCGCCCGCCGUGGACGAGACCGCGCCGCUGGAGUCCGACUCCGACUGAGGCGCCCGCCCCGGACCGGGUCGGCCGGCCCGGGACCCCGUCUGGGUCGGUUCUGGACCGCUGCCGACUGGUUCUGGACCGGUUCUGGGGACCAGUUAUGUUCUGAACCUUUUGGGAUUUCUAGUUGUCCAGGUUUCAGGGACUACGACUUGUUCUUCUGUGUAGAUAGCGGCAGGAAGUCCAUAUAUGGUUGUUGGUCGGCGGGUUCCCAUAUAUGGUCAGAAGUGACCUCUAGCUUCCUGCUUGGCGGAAUGGGUUUAGAGUAAAGCACCUGUCGAGGGCCCCGCCCCGCCCCACCCCUCCAACAGUCACGCCUCGGCUUGCACGGCAUCAUGGGAAAUGGAGUCAAAGCCAGCAGAUCACUCUCCAGUGACCCGGCUGCUGAUUGGACAAGAGGAAAUUAACCCGAUUUAUAUGUGUGACGUGAUUGGCGACCAUCAGCAGCGCGCUGAACCCGGAUUGGUCUGAAGGUUCCACCUAAAUCUCUACAAAAUAAAAGCGUUUCCUGUGGAUGCCCCGCCCCUUUCACUUUUGUGUUCCUGCUCGUCGACACUUUGUUUUACUGCGUGAAUUGGAGUUAAUUUAAUUGUGAUUUAUUUAUAAAUGUGUGGGCGCCCCACCCGCUGUGUAGAAGAGAAGCACCCCCCCCCCCCCCCCCCCCCCCCCAUUGUGUUGCUUUGUUUGGGUUUGGUUCUGCAGGUAGAAAGAGCGACGUUCAUCAUUGUAUCGUGUUUCAUUUAGAAUACACCUGUUCACCUGUUCUGUCCGCCGUUUUGUAAUAAAUCAUAAAACUAC